AUGAACUUGAACCGCCUGACGCCGGCGCAGAACGGGGCGAUGCGGCCGCCCUCGGGGCAGGCGCAGGGGCUGGCGCGGUACGGCUCCGCGCCGGGCUCGCUCCUGGCCGCCAUCGCCGAGUCCGUGACCCGCGGCGACCCCGCGCCGCCGCCCGUGAGCCGGUUCUACUCCGCCGAGUCCUCGGGGCUCACCUCCUGCGAGUCCAGCUGCCGCACCGACGGCGGCGGACGGCCGCCUCCCCUCGAGCGUGCGUACGGCGGCUCCGGCGAGAUCCGCGUGCCUCCGCCGCCGCCGCAGCAGCAGCAACAGCAUCAGAAGCACCCGCUGGCGGCGGCCCCGGCGGCCUCCCCGCUGUUCCGCCACAGCAGCUCCCCCGCCGGGCUGCUCUCCCGCCUCAUGGGCGACCCGCACGGAAUGGCCGCGACCGGAGGGAUGGGGAGCUACUCGCAGGCGGGCACCGACGCCGCGAUGGCUCACGGCCACCGGCAGCUCAGCUCGCAGUGGAGCUUCUCCAGGCAGGACCUGCCGCAGAUCUCCGAGAUGGGGAUGAUACCCGACAUCGGGGAGAGCAUCGUCGCCGGCGGAUGCAACAGCUCCAGCGACGGCGGCGGCGGCGGCGCGCAGGCGCAGCCCUCCUCCUACCUCUCCAUGAACUUCUCCGUCAGCUCCUGGGACGACACCAACUCCAUCAUGUUCUCGUCCCCCAGCAAGAAGCCCAAGGAAGACCCCGCCGAUGACAUGGUCACUAGCUUCAGCAACAUCGACUCGCAGUUCGGCUUGUCCAACUCGUCCUUGGAGCUGCCCGGCAUGGACGACUACCUGCAGCUGCAGCAGGACUCCGUCGCCUGCAGAGUCCGUGCUAAGCGUGGCUGCGCAACUCACCCGCGGAGCAUUGCUGAGAGGGAAAGAAGAACAAAGAUUAGCAAGAGGCUGAAGAAGCUGCUAGAUCUUGUGCCCAACAUGGACAAGCAAACAAAUACGUCGGACAUGUUGGAUCUUGCUGUAGAUUACAUCAAAGAGCUCAAGGACCAAGUUGAGGUACGCAUCGCUUGA
Molecule: messenger RNA, 1053 nt
Organism: Miscanthus lutarioriparius
Lineage: Eukaryota; Viridiplantae; Streptophyta; Magnoliopsida; Poales; Poaceae
Source: the annotation of a GenBank genome assembly